AAAUCACGAAAUGGUUUCAUUUUUUCAUUUUAAACGUAAGUAGAUAAACGCGAUUAUAAAAACAUGUCCAAAGAUACUUCAGCGCUAAUAAUUGGUGAAGGUAGAAUUUUGGAUAUACCUUGCAAAGUAUGCGGAGACUUUUCUUCCGGAAAACAUUACAAUAUUUUCGCUUGCGAUGGAUGUGCGGGAUUUUUCAAAAGAUCUAUUAGAAGAAACAGACAAUACGUUUGCAAAGCUAAAGAAGAAGGAAGUUGCGUUAUAGAUAAAACCCAUAGGAAUCAAUGCCGGGCGUGCAGAUUACAGAAAUGUCAAGAAGCCGGAAUGAAUAAAGAUGCCGUGCAGCACGAGAGGGGACCUCGAAACUCGACUUUGCGACGACAACAAAUGUCAAAUUUCUUCAAUGAAGCUAGAGAGAGAAUGAUGCCAUCACCACCUGUCAGCGCUUUAAAUCUGGCCAUGCCCAAACCUUCAACUCCACCCGUUUUUGAGGGUCCUUUCGGAUUUAUUGCGCCCGCCGGGUUUCUUUGUAAUACUUUAGUCAGUUUUCCACGGUUUCCGUUUCCUCUACGACCAAUAUCACCACCGACGGUAACGAAUUCUUCAGUAGUUUGUGAAGCAGCAGCCAGAUUAUUGUUCAUGAAUAUACAAUGGACGAGGACUCUUCCGUCAUUCACAUCCCUAUCACUAUCUGACCAAUUACUCCUUUUGGAAGAAAGCUGGAGGGAGUUAUUUGUAUUAGGAGCGUCACAAUUCCUUCCUUUGACUUAUCUGCCACAUUUAAUUCCCCCUUCGUUCGAAACUAGUACAAACUUUCUCCAAAGGGUACAAGAGUUUCAAGAUAUACUGGUAAACAUCCGACAAUUCCAAAUAGAUCCUCAAGAAUAUUCUUGUUUGAAGGCAACAAUUUUGUUUAAAACAAAUUUUGAUAAACCUUGUACUAAAUUAUUAAACGAACCGUCGAAAAUAGCUGCCAUUCAAGACGAAACUCAACUAACUUUAAACAAAUAUAUUACCAGCACGCAUCCUGGACAACCUUUGAGAUUCGGCAAACUCCUAUUGCUCCUUCCAACUUUGAAAAAAGUCACAGGGGAAACGAUAGAAGAACUAUUUUUUAGAAAAUCCAUCGGGAAUAUACCGAUACAGAGAAUUUUAAGCGACAUGUACAAAUCUCAAACAAAUAUGUGAUAUCUGUUGAAAUAUACACUUUACACGAUGUUGCUACAAAGCUGCGUGGUUAUAAAAGUGUACAAACACUGAUAUAUUACCUGCCUGAUGAGUGUACAAACACGUUGAAAGUUGGAUCCUGGUUUUCAAAAUUAUUUUGAACGUUAAGGUUAAACUGAUCCUACUCACAAUUUGAUUUGAAGUUUUAUAAACCUCAAACCGAUAAGAAGUUUCUUGAAAGUCAUGCACUCCCAUCGGGAUUUUCUUCGAGUAAAAUUAGGUACUGUGAGCGACGAACACGAUGAGAGGUUCCACCAAGACAUUUCUUCAAUGGAGAGGCGGUAUCGAGGAAAAAGGUGAUUUAGAAAAUAUCUUCCGGUACUCAAAUAUUCACGAGAAUUAUAAAAUUUGUCAUUGAACAUAGAAUUUGAAAUGUUAUUCAAGGUUAAAGGUAAAAAAAAUGUUGACGGUGCCUUGUAGAUUUCACAAUUUUCAGCAAAACGGUGAGUUUUAUCAUAAAAAUAAUUCUGACAAAAAUUGUAGAUCAUAAAAUUAUCUACAAAAAACGUAUUAAUACUUUUUUUCCUACGAGCCACUAUUUCUGAGAUAUAAUGACUCAAAAAGUUAGUAAAAUACAAUUUGAACAAAUUUUAUUCAAGGUCAAAAGUUUUUCGCAAUUUUUAGCAAAAUGGUGAGUUUUAUCAUAAAAAUACCUCAGACAAAAAUUGUUUAUCAUAAAAUUAUCUAUAAAAAACGUAUUAAUACUUUUUUUCCUACGAGCCACUAUUUCUGAGAUAUAAUGACUCAAAAAGUUAGUAAAAUACAAUUUAAACAAAUUUUAUUCAAAUUCAAAAGUUUUUCGCAAUUUUUAGCAAAAUGGUGAGUUUUAUGAUAAAAAUACCUCAGACAAAAAUUGUAGAUCAUAAAAUUAUCUACAAAAAACGUAUGGACACUUUUUUUUCUACGAGCCACUAUUUCUGAGAUAUAAUGACUCAAAAAGUUAGUAAAAUACAAUUUAAACAAAUUUUAUUCAAGAUCAAAAGUUUUUCGCAAUUUUUAGCAAAAUGGUGAGUUUUAUCAUAAAAAUACCUCAGACAAAAAUUGUAUAUCAUAAAAUUAUCUAUAAAAAACGUAUUAAUACUUUUUUUUUCCUACGAGCCACUAUUUCUAAGAUAUAAUGACUCAAAAAGUUAGUAAAAUACAAUUUAAACAAAUUUUAUUCAAGGUCAAAAGUUUUUCGCAAUUUUUAGCAAAAUGGUGAGUUUUAUCAUAAAAAUACCUCAGACAAAAAUUGUAUAUCAUAAAAUUAUCUAUAAAAAACGUAUCAAUACUUUUUUUCCUACGAGCCACUAUUUCUGAGAUAUAAUGACUCAAAAAGUUAGUAAAAUACAAUUUAAACAAAUUUUAUUCAAGAUCAAAAGUUUUUCGCAAUUUUUAGCAAAAUGGUGAGUUUUAUCAUAAAAAUACCUCAGACAAAAAUUGUAUAUCAUAAAAUUAUCUAUAAAAAACGUAUUAAUACUUUUUUUUUCCUACGAGCCACUAUUUCUAAGAUAUAAUGACUCAAAAAGUUAGUAAAAUACAAUUUAAACAAAUUUUAUUCAAGGUCAAAAGUUUUUCGCAAUUUUUAGCAAAAUGGUGAGUUUUAUCAUAAAAAUACCUCAGACAAAAAUUAUAGAUCAUAAAAUUCUCUACAAAAAACGUAUCGACACUUUUUUUCCUACGAGCCACUAUUUCUAAGAUAUAAUGACUUAAAAAGUUCGUAAAAUACAAUUUGAACAAAUUUUAUUCAAGGUCAAAAGUUUUUCGCAAUUUUUAGCAAAAUGGUGAGUUUUAUCAUAAAAAUACCUCAGACAAAAAUUAUAGAUCAUAAAAUUCUCUACAAAAAACGUAUCGACACUUUUUUUUCCUACGAGCCACUAUUUCUAAGAUAUAAUGACUUAAAAAGUUCGUAAAAUACAAUUUGAACAAAUUUUAUUCAAGGUCAAAAGUUUUUCGCAAUUUUUAGCAAAAUGGUGAGUUUUAUCAUAAAAAUACCUCAGACAAAAAUUGUAUAUCAUAAAAUUAUCUAUAAAAAACGUAUUAAUACUUUUUUGCCUACGAGCCACUAUUUCUGAGAUAUAAUGACUCAAAAAGUUAGUAAAAUACAAUUUAAACAAAUUUUAUUCAAGGUCAAAAGUUUUUCGCAAUUUUUAGCAAAACGGUGAGUUUUAUCAUAAAAAUACUUCAAAUGAAAAUUGUAGAUCAUAAAAUUAUCUACAAAAAACGUACCAAUACUUUUUUUUCUACAAGGCACUGUUUCUGAGAUAUAGUAAUGCAAAAAGUUGUAAAACUCGUAUUUAAUGGUUUCUCCUAAAUAUUUUCAGCAGUAAACUUUUCUUACAACAUUGAAAUGAAACUAAAACAAAAUAUAAACAGUUUUCAUCAUUGACUUCUGAUCGUGAUUGGUGUAAACACACAGUCCGUUUUGGACCCAACAGUGUUGAAACACCUUCAAAACGAAACUGUUUAUAUGAACAGUUCGUGUUUUGUUAUUGUUCUGUUCUCUUGGUGGAAAUACGUCAUAAUAUACAUAUAUAAAUAGGAAUUGAUAUGAUUGUCACUUGUCGAAAUAUUAUGUUGUGCGAGGAAGGUUCCAGAAGUGGUUUUGUAUCACUGUAAUCAAACGCGGCAACCAUAUUGCCCACAGCUUUCUCAAGACCAAAUUUUUAUUAAAUAUGCGAUGUACUGCACUUUUUGAAAUGCCUACUAUGUCUGGUAGCUCGCGCACUUUCAGUCGACCAUCAUCCAGUAGUUUUUAGUAGAUUUUUUUCAACAUUUCUGGAGUCGUCACCUCAUUUGGUCGAUCAUUGUACUGUUGGUCUUCGCGGGGCGUACGGUCUCGUUUAAACUUCGCUACCCAAUAUUUUAUUGUUGAUAAAGAAGGAUCAGUCUCACCAGAGUAGAAUCUACUUCUUUUUCAUUGUGUUUGAGGUAAAGCCUUUCAAUUAAAACACAUAGCAAUGGCCAGAGUUUUCUAUGUUUACAAUUUCAAUGAAAACUUUCACUAUUGACGGCUGACAGAUACUAAACGACAUGGCGUCUUAAAACUUGUGACAUAUGAUGUAUAGGUUAAGUACCGUCAAAUACGAUGGGUAUUUUUCAAGUAAUUACCGCCAUCUGUAAGUCAGACCAGGUACUUCUGGGAUAAUCCUCGUAAUUUAGUACUGUGAUGUAUAUAUAGAUUUUUAGAGAGUUUUAUAUCGUCAAACUAAUAGUUUGCUGGUCAAUAGCUUUAUUGUACAUAGAAGAGAAUAUUUUUUCAUGAUUUUAGAUAUAAAUUCUGAGAAUUUGUAUAAAAAACAUUUGUUAUAUAAUUUGUAAAAGAAAUGAUGUGUAAUAUAUGAUUUAUUUUU
This is a messenger RNA of Diorhabda carinulata, 4556 nucleotides long. It is a transcript of the gene tll, whose product is annotated as nuclear receptor subfamily 2 group E member 1. The record is from RefSeq and is a predicted model, not a curated record. The transcript is spliced from 4 exons. Bases 64 to 1185 code for a protein of 373 amino acids. Gene Ontology annotation, biological process: cell differentiation; positive regulation of transcription by RNA polymerase II; anatomical structure development. NCBI's taxonomy places the organism in Eukaryota, Metazoa, Arthropoda, Insecta, Coleoptera, Chrysomelidae. Gene Ontology annotation, molecular function: RNA polymerase II cis-regulatory region sequence-specific DNA binding; zinc ion binding; nuclear receptor activity.